Caenorhabditis angaria is the source of this 325-nucleotide messenger RNA. The record is from the annotation of a GenBank genome assembly. Lineage: Eukaryota; Metazoa; Nematoda; Chromadorea; Rhabditida; Rhabditidae.
AUGGAACAUGAGGCGCUACCUGACAUUCUAGCAAUGUUUUUGAAGUUCGAUGAAACAUAUUUUGACGGGCAGUUGAAGAAGGAUUGUUAUGUUGAAUGGAGUUCACGAAUGUUUGUGUGAGUUCUCGAAUAUUCAUAUUUUUAUUAGAACAAUAACAAUUUAUGCUUGUUUCAGAUGUGCUGGUAUUUGCAGUCAUGGAAGUGGUGAUACGUUCUGUACAAUUCGUCUCAGCAAACCACUUCUGAAACUUCGCCCAAGAACUGAUUUGGUCGAAACUUUGUUGCAUGAAAUGAUUCAUGCGUUCUUAGGCGAUGAUGCAGAUUAG